UCUCUGGUUUGUGGAGUGUUUUUUUUUGUUGUUGAUCUGAUGAGUUCACCACCAAGAGAGUUGCCUGAAUUCUGCAACGUGUAUCUCCCAGAGUACAGCUCGGACAGACUGCUCAUCCCAACAGCUUUUUUAGGGCACUUUAAUGGCGUUGUGCCUGAAAAGGCCAUCCUCAGAGGAUUUUCUGGGAGAGUUUGGCUCAUGGAGGUAGGCUUAAUUGGAAAGGAUGUGUACUUUCUAAACGGUUGGCAGCGAUUUCGGACAGAUAAUUCCCUAGAGGAGGGGGUCUUUUUGGUUUUCCGUUAUGAUGGCAGUCAUAUAUUUGAUUUUAAAUUGUUUGGGAGAAAUCAAUGUGAAAAGAUAGAGACUGACAACGAUCAACUUCAAGCUCAGAUGCAAGAAACAGAGCCCUUUCAAUAG
Vitis riparia (riverbank grape) is the source of this 417-nucleotide messenger RNA. RefSeq names its product B3 domain-containing protein At3g06220-like. The record is from RefSeq and is a predicted model, not a curated record. NCBI's taxonomy places the organism in Eukaryota, Viridiplantae, Streptophyta, Magnoliopsida, Vitales, Vitaceae. The transcript is spliced from 2 exons. Bases 40 to 417 code for a protein of 125 amino acids. Gene Ontology annotation, molecular function: DNA binding.